Messenger RNA from Daldinia vernicosa, 1413 nucleotides. RefSeq names its product translation initiation factor eIF4e. The transcript is spliced from 4 exons. The record is from RefSeq and is a predicted model, not a curated record. Lineage: Eukaryota; Fungi; Ascomycota; Sordariomycetes; Xylariales; Hypoxylaceae. Gene Ontology annotation, molecular function: translation initiation factor activity; RNA 7-methylguanosine cap binding. The coding region runs from base 304 to 1077 and encodes 257 amino acids. Gene Ontology annotation, biological process: translational initiation. Gene Ontology annotation, cellular component: eukaryotic translation initiation factor 4F complex.
AUUUGGUUAUCACGUUGGCCAUGGUUUCGGAACUUAUAAUAUUUUAGUUAACUACCUAACCGACUUACUUUCACUCUUCUUACUCUUUUUUAUCUACUCUUCCUUUCUUGACGGUAUCCAGUUAGUUGUCUGCCAAGAGUAAUAUAUAAAUCGUGUCUUUAUCUUAGGUACUUAAGCACCUAACUUACCUAGGUACCGACCCAUACUACAUCUUCCGAUUGAACAGAAAGUCUUGGCAGCGUUAGACCCCACCAUCAUCACUGCCGUUGAAGCUUCUCCAACCCCUCCUCUAACAAAGUAAUCAUGGCUACGCGACCGAGUUUGUUUACCAGAGGGCUUUCCUCCCUCUCCCAGAGCACCGAUGCGAACUCGCCGAGUGUCAGCUCGCCCGCCGAGCAGCGAGACGAUGCCAAGCGCAAUCUGUUCAAGACCAUGCGCCCUCUGCCUACCCAGCAUUACUGGAACGUCUAUUUUGAUAGACAAGCCAAAGACCAAAAGAAGGAAGACGAGACCAACUAUCAGGUGUCGCUAGAACAGCUCGGAACCCAGAUCGAGUCGGUCCAGGACUUUUGGCGAUACAACAACAAUACCCCGGUAGACCAGAUCAAGAUGCGCGAGUCUAUCUACUUGUUCAAGAGUGGUUUCAAGCCUAUCUGGGAGGACCGCCGUAACGUGCUGGGUGGCAGCUGGACCUUCCGCGUGCCCAAGAGUUCCGGCCCCGACUUCUGGACCCGCAUCCAGCUGAUGGCUAUCGGCGAGAAGCUACAGGAGGUUUUGGAGGAAGGCGACCAGAUUUGUGGCGUCGGCCUCUCCGUGCGCUUCAACUCGCAUCUGAUUUCCAUCUGGCACCGCGACGCGUCUAAGCAAAAGUCCAUCGACAAUCUACUGCAAGCUGUCUUAGACGACUUACCUCCUGAGUUAACACCCAAGUCCGAUAACUACUUCUACAAGAAGCACUCGGACCACCCCGGCUUUAACCCGCCUCCCGAGCUUAAGGCGGUCAUAGACUCUCAAAAGAGGACCCUGGAGGCGGCCGCCGCUAAGAGCGCUGCUGCCGCGGCCCCUCCGUCGGAGUGAAUACUAGCUUAAUGUGGCGUGUGGGAUAUUAGAAGGAAAGUAACUAGCGAGUUUCUAGCGAGUUUAUUAGACUUCAAUAGCUGUAUAAUUCGCAACGCAUGUACACGUACUACGUGGAUAUUGGAUGGCCCGCCCCCGUGGUACAAGUCAUGCUUUCUCUUUGAGCGCAUGAAGGGGCUGCAUUUUUUUGGCGUUCACAAUGGAUAUGACUAGAUACGAUUGUUGAACCUCUCAGAAUUAUAAAUGCUAUAUGCGAGAGUAGGAAUUUCGUGGGCCAAACUUUUAAUGGGACUUUGGAUCCCGUCGUCCCGUUCUGACUUAAGUAUAAAUGUAGAC